This is a messenger RNA of Pleuronectes platessa (European plaice), 1961 nucleotides long. RefSeq lists its product as uncharacterized. The record is from RefSeq and is a predicted model, not a curated record. The coding region runs from base 73 to 1080 and encodes 335 amino acids. The transcript has 2 exons. NCBI's taxonomy places the organism in Eukaryota, Metazoa, Chordata, Actinopteri, Pleuronectiformes, Pleuronectidae.
ACUGCUUCAGAUUUAGAAGCUGGUGAUCGAGUGCUGGUCAGGAAUGUUCGUCUUCGAGGGAAGCAUAAGAUUAUGGACAAGUGGGAGUCCACUGUCUAUGUAGUGGUAAAAAGGGCUGGAACCCUCCCAGUGUACACCAUUAGACCUGAAAACAGGGACGGUCCACUCAGAACCCUACAUAGGGACCUAUUACUCCCUUGUGGCUACCUCAUUCCCGAAACCAGUAAUGAGCCUGAUAAGCAGUCCCAAAGAUGCAGACCUGCAACACGUCUUAGUCCUGCUGCAGAUGUAGAGCAGUUCUCAGAAGAGGACGAGGAUGGAACGUGUUGGUUCAGUGAAUUCCCCAGUGCCGAAAUCUCCAGGUUCUCAGCAGUCAAUAAUGUUCCAGUGCAAUCAGGUCCGGUUAUGUCUGAGGUGCAAGAUACACCCCAUGCUGAGCCUUCAGAGUACUAUUUUCCUGUUGAGACUCCUGUGACUUCACAAGAUACUGAACCCAUUUCAGAGACUGCCCAUUUGAAUGACUUACCUGGUGUUGUUCCAAGCCCAGAGACACUUGCAUUGUCUAACGAUAAUGACAAUGAACACUUACUCCUUGACGGAAUCCCACCAGUAGAACUAUUGACUGAAAGGGUGGUGUCUCUGAGUGACUGCCAUGACUUAAGUUCUGAGAGUCCUCCAGUUAUUACUAACUUGUCUGACACUAUUGGGGGGAAGGGCCAGGCUGAGACUGACUUAGUAGAUAAGCCUCGCAUCCUUGAGCCUUGUGAUAAAGAGUCAGAAAACCAGUCGCAGCCUUGCAGUGACAAUCAGCCUAGUUCUGCCCGACGUUCAGUUAGGAAUAGGCAGCAGCCUAGCAGACUCCAGUAUGUGAAACCUGGAAACCCAUUGAUAGCUGUUGUGCAGUCUCUGUUCCAGGGUCUAACCACAGCAUUUACUGAUGUUUUAAGUGAGACUGAGCACUUCCACUCUGGGCAGUCCCAUCAAGCAGUAAUUGCCCAACCACUGCCAUGCAACGGGACGUGCAUGAGUUUAGGGGGGGAAGAUGUAGCCCACAUUAUAAAACCAGUGAGCACAUAUUGAGAGAAAGGGAGAAUGUAGACUUUGACAUGCUGUUACGUUUCUAGCCAGUAGGGGGAGGUACCAGUCAUCUAACUCACCUACUCUGUGUCAAACGUCAUUACCUGUCUACAUUCGGUCCGCCAUUUUAGAUCACUCGAGCUAGACGCAUGCUCUCGGUUUUGGUCAGAUCAUAAUCUGUGUAGAUGAGUGAAGUAAUCCUGCUGACCUGUUGAAAGGUGCAGGGAUAUUUACGGAUCAACGGUCAGGUUUUUGAUUCUAAGGAAAAGAAUUCUCCGGUGUCAAAGAGGACGGCGAGGAACAAAGAUUCCAGUUAACUGGUGGCGAGCUACCCUACAAUCUAUCAGAAGAGAUUGGACUUUCACAUUCCUCACUCCACAGUGUGGUAGGACAGACCCUGUAUAAAGACGGAUUGGACCAAACAACCAUCUACAAACUGACAUUUACGACUUGACUGACAGACUUUGAAUUGACUUUUAUGUGCACACUUUUCUUUUAUUUAUUUCUGUUUAUUAUUUUGGGGAGAAUUUUUGAUGUGUUCUAUUGUCAAACCAAGUUGAACUGCUGUUAUGUUUAAAUAUAAGUUAAUGUAAAGAAAUUGUAUUUUUGUAUUUCUCAUUAUUGAUUCUCAACUCCAGGGCUCCUCCUUACUUAGAAUCUUCUAUCCUGGUCCAGACUAACACUUAUUCUAGUGUAACCAAGGGUUAAAAAACUGUUGAGUUGAUUCCUGCUCACAUUCACUUCACUGAAAUUCUCUUAUCGGGGAUUUUCACUUCUUGUUCACUGAUCUGUCUGUGAUACAUGUGAUCAACGGGCUUCUGCAUGGUACUGACCUGAGACCUGUGACCUCUGACCUCUGACCUGUGACCACUGACCACUAUCAG